UAAUUUUUGCUUCUCGGGUUUUCAUCACAUUGAUUUCCGAAAGCAGCCCGUCUCCUGAGAAAAAUCUCAUCUUUCUCUCCUCCAAUCUGGCCAUUUUGAAGACAAGAUUAGGGCUUUCAGAUGGGGAUCGAGGUGCUCUCACUCUCCCUCCCUUCCCCUACUUCCCACUGGGAGCGGUUGUCUUCCUCUCAUCAAGCCAGCACUCGAGGUGUGAUUGAAAUGGGGAGCCUAGAACUUGGGUCUUCUGGUUUUGCAAAAUCAGCAUCUCUGUUGGAUAGGCCAUCCCGGUUGCAAACAUGGAAGUCACAAAUGUUUCGCCAACUUUCUGUUGGCAAUCCGAAAGCUUUUCUCCAGAAAUGUCAUCCAAGCAAACCAUUGCCUCCUGAAUAUUGGCAUCGAUGUCAUGAUAUGCCCUCUUGCAUCUGUCAAGGAUCUUUCAAGAGAUAUUCAUCAUCUUCUGAGGCAUUAAUGACAUCAAAUAGUGAGGAGCUUUCCAAAAAUAUUCUUCUCGGCACUGAGAAAGUUGGAGUUCUACUGCUUAAUCUUGGUGGUCCAGAGACUCUUGAUGAUGUGCAACCAUUCUUAUUUAAUCUUUUUGCUGAUCCGGACAUCAUUCGGUUGCCAAGGAUGUUUCGCUUCCUUCAGAAGCCUUUGGCUCAAUUCAUUUCUGUUGUCAGAGCUCCUAAAAGCAAGGAAGGCUAUGCUUCCAUUGGUGGUGGCUCUCCACUUCGUCAGAUAACUGAUGCUCAGGCAGAAGAGUUGAGGAAGGCCUUGUGUGAGAAGAAUGUCCCUGCAAAGGUGUAUGUUGGAAUGCGGUACUGGCAUCCUUUCACUGAAGAGGCAAUUGAGCAGAUUAAACGUGAUGGAAUUACAAAGCUGGUUGUGCUCCCUCUGUAUCCACAGUUCUCAAUCUCAACUAGUGGUUCCAGCCUUCGCUUAUUGGAGGGUAUAUUCAGAAAUGAUGAAUAUCUGGUUAACAUGCAACACACCGUUAUACCCUCUUGGUACCAGCGUGAAGGAUACAUCAAGGCCAUGGCAAACUUAAUUGAAAAGGAGUUACAGAAGUUUGAUAACCCUGACAAGGUGAUGAUAUUUUUUAGUGCACAUGGAGUGCCGCUUGCUUAUGUGGAAGAAGCCGGGGAUCCAUAUAAAGCUGAGAUGGAGGAGUGCGUGGAUCUAAUUAUGGAAGAAUUAGAAAAACGAGGAAUCACUAAUGGAUAUACACUUGCUUAUCAGAGCCGUGUUGGACCUGUUGAAUGGCUUAGGCCAUACACCGAUGAGACAAUUAUUGAGCUGGGUCAAAAGGGACUCAAAAGUCUCCUGGCAGUGCCCAUAAGUUUUGUCAGUGAACACAUUGAGACUCUUGAAGAAAUUGAUGUUGAAUACAAAGAGUUGGCUCUAAGUUCCGGCAUUGAGAAAUGGGGACGGGUUCCUGCUCUAGGAUGUGAACCCACAUUUAUUUCAGACCUCGCUGAUGCUGUAAUUGAAAGUCUUCCUUAUGUUGGAGCAAUGGCAGUCUCAAAUCUAGAGGCUCGACAGUCACUUGUGCCACUGGGGAGUGUGGAAGAACUCUUGGCAGCAUAUGACACAAAGCGCGGCGAGCUUCCACCGCCGGUGAUUGUUUGGGAAUGGGGCUGGACCAAAAGCGCCGAAACAUGGAAUGGCCGAGCAGCGAUGAUCGCCGUGCUUGCGUUGUUGGUCUUAGAAGUAACUACAGGUGAAGGGUUUUUGCACCAGUGGGGUAUCUUACCAAGAUGAAAUCUCAUCUUGAAGAACAAGAACAUGGUGUGACAUUUGAAAAUUAUGCAGUAAUUCUUGCAGUUUAAAUCACAGACAUCCUUUUAAAGACUUACUAUGCAUUUGGAUGAUGCUCAAAUUUGAGUAAUAUAAAGAUCUGAACAGUUUCUCUUUGGUUUU
This is a messenger RNA of Dioscorea cayenensis subsp. rotundata (Guinea yam), 1917 nucleotides long. RefSeq names its product ferrochelatase-2, chloroplastic. The transcript is spliced from 11 exons. Lineage: Eukaryota; Viridiplantae; Streptophyta; Magnoliopsida; Dioscoreales; Dioscoreaceae. Gene Ontology annotation, molecular function: protoporphyrin ferrochelatase activity. The record is from RefSeq and is a predicted model, not a curated record. The coding region runs from base 121 to 1758 and encodes 545 amino acids. Gene Ontology annotation, biological process: heme biosynthetic process.